AGUGUAACAUUUUCAGAGUUAAAUUUAACUCUAAAUCGAGUAAAAAUUUUACACUGGCUAACACUGUGCAGUGUUAAUAAAACUUAACACUCCUAGUCAAAUAACUCUGAUAAGAGUAAAUAUGAUUCUAAUCAGAGUUAAUAAGUUACUCCAUAAUGGUGAAAAAACUACUCUGGUUCACAUGUUAUUUAACACUGCAUCGAGUUAUUGAAAGUUUACACUGGAGGCUCAUAUAACUCCUAUGAGUGUUAAACUGACAGACUAGUUUUCCUUCUGAAGCCUCCACAUCUGAAACACAUUAUAAACAACUUAAUGAAUCAUUAUGCAAAUUAAUUCUUUGUUUUCCUUUUAAUAAAUCUCUAGAUGGACUAAUAACAGAAAAAGCAAAUGACAGAAAUACGUUCAGCAACCGUUUGUCAUAAAUAUUAGCGCAAAUCACAGCUGAGGUUUCUGAUCUCAGUUUAUAUCUUAUGGUAGAAAAAGAGAUGCACACAAACUUUUACUGUGCAGUGUUAAUAAAACUUAACACUCCUAGUCAAAUAACUCUGAUAAGAGUAAAUAUGAACUAAAAUAAACUAUAAACUGAAAGCAUUCCAGUACUAAAGAUGAAUGACUGAGGAAUUAUGUGCUGCAGGAACCAUGUUGAUUAAAACAAGACUUGGCGAGCUGCAAAAAUUUGUCCGACUAACGGAGCCGAAUCUGAAGGAGUUUUUGACAGCAGCAUUUGUAAAAUUUGGCCUACCAACUGUAACAGAGGGCGUGAAGGUUGUUGACAGUUCAGGGACUGAGUUGGAUGAAGAUGUUGUUAAGGAUCCUUCUGCUGGAGUCCUAACCAUCGAAUAUGAAACUGCAUCAUCCGAAGAAGGAUCUUGUCAACAAGGGCUUGGAGGACCAGCUGCUAGACGAGACACCAAGUUUGUUCCAGAGACUGUCCUGAGUGAAGAAGAGUGCAAGGAAGCCAUCGCACUGAUUAAGCAUUCAGCUGAUGAGGACACAAUCAAGAAGAAGAUGAAGCUCACAUUUGACUUCCUGCGCAACAUGGUCCUUGACCCCCAAAGGUCAAGCAACAUACUCUCUGUCUUUCCACAUUUCAAAGAUGUCAAAGGCUUGGUGGAGCAGGAUUUUGUCCUGAUGUUUGGAGAAGAUGUGUCUGGCAAGUUUCUUGAAAAAUGGACGACCAUGUUCAAGAGAAAGAUCAUCCAACAAUGCAGGAAGCUUCCAACCACCAGUGACCUUGAAGAACUUCUCCUGGCAGCUGAUACUCCUGAGGAUAGCACUGAAGUGGAUAAUGACAUGAGUUGGGACAGUGACCUCUCAUCGAUUUUGCUGCUGCUACACCUGAUUCCCCCCUCUGCCUUGGGUCGUAAGAGACCAGGGAAGGUAUCUGCCUCCCAAGCAGAGAAGCAUCUUGUGGUCUUCAAGAAGAUAGAAACCAACAUCCAAGAACAUCUUGAUGCCAUCACGACGAGCACACAACCCUAUCUCCUUGCUGUGGGACGGAGGAAGAAAGUAGCCCAACAGUUCUUCAUCAUCCUUGACAAGAAUGCCAUUGCUUGUAGGUCAACAUCCUCUCUUGGUGCUUUUGAUGAACUGUUUAAGGCACAUUACGUGUUUGCCACAACAUACAACCCCAUACUAUGCAACAUGUUCACAUUCAUCCAGACCACUGUGUACAAUAUAGACGUAGGUAAAGUGAAAGAAAGUCCUCGUGUGGCAGAAAUUCGGGCUAGGUUGCUUCAGUAGUACUUGAACAAAUCUGUUUGGCAUUAUGUGUUUUAUUUGUUGGGCAGAGUUAAGUUGCACAAAUGCACUUGUUUGGUAUCUACUUGGUAUGUGAUGUUACUGUGACAAAAGUUAACAAUGGAUAUCAAAACCUGCUUUAAUUCAAUAAAUAAGUUAAAUGCA
Molecule: messenger RNA, 1905 nt
Organism: Poeciliopsis prolifica (blackstripe livebearer)
Lineage: Eukaryota; Metazoa; Chordata; Actinopteri; Cyprinodontiformes; Poeciliidae
Exons: 6
Coding region: 610-1743 (377 amino acids)
Source: RefSeq, a predicted model, not a curated record